AAAGGUGGCGCUCUCGCGCAGUCUGGCGUCGUUGGCCGACGAGUGCGCGUGUAGGUCGUUGCUUGCCUACGAUUCGAUUCCGUCUCGUUGUACUUGCGGCUGUUUUAACCGCGAUACCAUCGAUCUUCACCGUUCGCAAGGAUCGUUCUAUCAGUGUCGUAACACAGUUUACUAUAUGAUUAACGGCAGGAAGCAAGAGAACUAGUUACGCCGGUCGAUGAGCUCCUGCAACUUGUGCCGUGGAGAUCCUCGCAUACAGCGGUCGUCGGCCGAUGCGAGGGUAAUAAGAUGAGAGGGAAACUUUUCCAUGCGAUUUCUGCUCGAGCGUGAUUCAUAUGGAUGGAGCGAGACGAAAGAGUUAAGGGAACAAGAAAAUCGUCGUUCCUCUGGUCUAUGGGUUGGGCCCAUCGUCGGAUAGCGUACGUCGACCAGGAUUGAUCUUUCACGUGGCGAAAUAGCGGUAGCGAUCAUCCGGCAGCGAUGCACGGGAGCCGGUUCUCGUAAAACCGAAACUGUGUUCGGCGAAUUGCAGACGACUCGGGACUGGUCGGUAAUCGCUGUCGGCACCGAGGAUGGUGAGGAGCAGCGGCACUGCAAACGCAUACCGGCGAUGCACCAAUUGCACCGACGUCGUUUAUCGCGAUGCCGUUGUCACAGUCUGUAGUACGACCCCUCGCGAAUUACGAUCGAUCGGAAUCGGGUACGGUAGGAACGGCAACGGCACUGGUACCUCUGGCAACACCAGCUACGCUACCAAUUUCGAUCAGGGAGAGGGCACGGCCGAUUAGAGUCGCCUCUUUCUAUAUAACUGCCGAGCAGCACGUGAUUCAUAAAUCGAGAGGACGAGAGCAACGCGCGGGAUGGAUUCGUGCGGGGUCUACUUGUCCCAGCUACGGGCGAUGCUCGUGAGGAAUCUCCUCUUGAAGAAGCGAGAGAAGCGGAAGACUACGGCGGAGAUCUUCCUGCCACUUUGCACCCUAGGCGUCUUGAUCGUGGUCAAGGUCUUGCCACCAAAUCCGAAUUAUCCCGCAAUGACAACGCAGAGGCAGGAAGGUGGUAUAUUCGAGGCGUUCAACAGUUCAAAGAAUCACACUGUAGCCGUUGUUCCUAACUCGACGGAAACUUUGAACUUUUUGAACUCUAUGAACGCCCUGUGGUUGUCGAUGUGGGAUUAUCCCGGCAAGCUGCCCUUGAAUUUUAUGGUGUUCGAUACGAAGGACGAUCUGCAAGCGGCGUAUUGGCGGGACCCGUAUAGCGUACCCAUAGCAGUGAUCUUCGAAGACUCCGAACCUAUAUCACAACGUCUCCUCUACGAGAUAAGAACUAAUCCUUCGUACACGAAUCCACCUUCGCCGACCGAAUUGUAUUCCGCUCCAGUUACUUGUAGAAAGGAUACCAGUCACUGGAUGGGUGGCGUAUUGUCGAUAGAGACCGGUGGAUCGUGCCCCGUAAACAAUUACUUACACUCCGGUUUCCUUGCGUUACAAUUGAUAAUGGACAUUACAAAGAUAAGACUGGAUACAGGAAACGCUGACGUAACCGUACCGGAUGUUAAACUCGAGAUGUUUCCAAAGGAAGCUUUUACUGCAGACUGGAUGCUGGCCUUUAGAGUUGUUAUACCUCUCUUUAUGGUUCUGGCUCUUUCGCAAUUCGUCACUUAUCUCCUGAUCCUGAUUGUCGGUGAGAAGGAGAAAAAGAUCAAGGAAGGAAUGAAGAUAAUGGGCCUAAAAGAUUCUAUCUUUUGGUUGUCUUGGUUCAUUAUCUACAGCGUCUUUGUCUUGUUGCUAUCCGCUGUUGCGGUGAUAUUACUUUUUACACUUCAGAUGUUUCAGCACACACACUUUCUACCGAUAUUCCUUUUAGUAGUGCUCUACAGUUUUUCCAUAAUCAUGUUUGCUUUCAUGAUAACGCCGUUCUUCGACAAGUCACGGACCGCUGGUGUACUAGGCAACUUUGCCGUGACGAUAUUAAGCUUGAUGUACUUUAUCCAAGUUUUUGUGAAAGACUCUAGUUCAAUCUCGUUCUGGGUAGUCUCUCUACUCAGUCCAACUGGCGUUGCUUUGGCAAUGGAUAAGGCACUUGUACUGGAUUUACAAGGAGAGGGGGUUAACUUCGACAAUCUUUGGUCAGGCCCUGGUAUACCGUUUGGAGGGAGUCUCAUCAUGAUGACUUUAGAUAUAUUUCUGUAUGCCUGUUUAGCCUACUAUUUCGACUCCGUCAUACCGAGCGAGUAUGGAAUAAAACGAUCUCCCUGGUUUUGCUUUACGCCUCGAUUUUGGUGUCAGAGAAAAGCUCCACGGUCGUAUUUACAGGUACCGUCGUCGAAUGGCGAGUCGAACUCUUUUAUACCUGGCGAGGAAACCAAUCGCGACAUCGAGCCAGUGGUGCGAGAAAUGAAAGGACGCGAAGCUAUUAGGAUAGUCGGCCUUUAUAAAUCGUAUCACAAAUGUCGCAAGCCAGAAAUCAAAGCUGUAGAUGGAAUCAACCUAACCAUCUACGAGGGACAAAUUACGGCCAUACUCGGGCACAACGGUGCUGGCAAAACGAGUCUCUUCAACAUACUGACUGGUCUCACUGCACCUACCGCGGGCACUGCCUUGAUUUUCGGUUACGACGUCAGGGAUUCCAACGACAUGCAAAUGAUCAGAAGUAUGACUGGCGUUUGUCCGCAACACGAUAUCCUCUUUGAUCUACUGACACCACGAGAGCAUCUUGAAUUCUUCGCCGCUGUACGAGGUAUUCCAAAGGGAAUGAUUGAGCACGAGGUGCAGAAGACAUUGAAAGACAUUGACUUGAACGAGCAAGCGGAUACUUUCGCGAAACAUUUAAGCGGUGGCCAGAAAAGGAAAUUAUCCGUGGGUAUUGCCAUUAUAGGUGAUCCGAAGAUCAUUAUCCUGGACGAACCGACUGCUGGCGUAGAUCCUUACUCCAGGAGACAGAUGUGGUCCUUUUUGCAAUCCAGGCGCCAUGGAAAAGUAAUUUUAUUAACAACACAUUUUAUGGACGAGGCAGACAUAUUAGCAGACAGGAAAGCGGUUAUCAGUAAAGGAAAGUUAAGAUGCUGCGGUAGUUCUUUGUUCUUGAAGAAUAAAUUCGGCAUUGGAUAUCACUUAACAUUGGUACUUGAGGGAAACGCGAGGGAGCAUGCCAUUUCCAGAUUAGUAAGUUCUCAUGUAACAAAGUCGGAGAAAGCGAGACGUCACGGGCGCGAGCUGAGUUUCAUUUUGCCGCACAACUCCGUGGAAAAUUUUGCACCACUUUUCUCAGCCAUAGAACACGAGAUUAGGACUCGAUCGAGUCGGCUGGGGAUUAGCAGUUACGGGGUUUCUAUGACUACAUUGGAAGAAGUGUUUCUACAUCUAGAGAAAGACGAGGGCACCGAGUGCACGAUGGAUAAUUUAUCCAAAAAAAUGGUGCGUAACCGUGCACUAAGCAGGUCAUUGUCGUUGCAAUCCAAAAGCACUUCUUAUCAAAGUUUGCAGAACGAAGGUGUCACUGUUCAAAACGAUGGUCAGGCGAAAGGCGCAGGAGAUUUACCAGAAGGCAUUCAAAAUGAUAGAAACCCUCCUAUUCUCGGCCUCGGAUUAGACCCCAUAAAGAUCCGGCCUAAUUUCCUACAAAUUCUAUACGCUUUGCUCCGCGUAAGGAUACUCAGGCUCUUUAGGAACAUCCAGUUACUGUACUUCACUAUCGUUGCGCCUCUUCUUCUGGUAGUCCUUGGCCUCUAUUUGAAUAGCAUUCAAAUGGUUGAAAUCAAAAUGCAAUCUCUCAGAUUGAACACUGGCACAUACGGCAACGAGACUAAAAUUUUGUACGCGAACAGUACCGAUCACGAUAUCACGGACUUAAUCGAGGGACUCCAUCACGACGUGAAGUACAUUGACGAAUACUACGGAAGUUUCGCAAAUUUAUUGAAAAUAGCACCGCAUAUGGCCGCUUUCAAUAUUAGCGAGUACAAUGAACAGAGGAUCAACUUAACCGUCGCUUAUAACGAUACCAUGCAACAUUCCCUACCAAUUCUGAUCAAUCUUUUAUCCAACACCUAUCACAGGUUGACCUCGGACAAAAGUUUUUCGAAACCGAUCGAAGUUAAGACACAUCCCUUUCAGCAAACUUCCCAACCGCAGGAGUUCAAUAUUGGUACAGGUAGCUCUACUGUGUUUAUCGGAAUGCAUUUCGUACUGUUGCCAAUAACUCUAGUUGUAGACAUGGUCUACGAUCGAGAAAUAAAAGCGAAGAAUCAACUUCGCGUGAACGGUCUGUCAUUUUCUAUGUACUUCCUGACGUACUUCAUUGUACUCGUCGGCCUGAUAAUGUUCAUUUGCUUGUGCAUUCUCGGCAUUAUAUUUCUCUUCGAUGUGCCUUCGCUUCAAGAAAUACCAGCACUUAUCACUCUUGGCGGUCUUCUGAUGCUUUACUGUCCGUCGUCCAUUCUCUUUUCGACAUGUUUGAGUUAUAUCUUUGACAAGAUGGACUCCGCUCUGAGUAUCUUGCCCAAUAUCGCAACUUUCUUCGGACUUUUCCCUUUUAUACUAGUCACAACUCUUGAUAUGCUAGGUCUCAGUGGAACAGCAGCAUUUAUUUUACAUGUAAUCUUUUCUUUGUUGAAUACAUUGUACGUGCCAUAUGCUGCGGUGUAUUAUGUAGAACGAGUCCACCUGAUGUGCUCCAUUAAUGCCGCUUGUCAUCAUCUGACUAUGUCCGAUUAUCUUACCACAGAAAUUAUUUUAAUGGCCUUUGGCGUGCUACUGCAUUGUCCGGUGUGGUUCUUUAUACUUUUGCUGUUGGACAUUAAAAAGAGUGGCGGCAACGUCGGCGAUAUCUUCAAGCACUUCCUGCGUAACGGCGGUUCUAUCGGCGAGGAAAUAAUGGAGAAUUCGGAUAUCGGAGAGCACGAGGACGCAGACGUUAAAGCCGAGAGGCAAAAAGUUUUCAAUCUCAUUACGUCAUCAUCCGUUCAAGAACCACCUGUAGUUCUAGUACAGAACUUGAGAAAAGAAUAUCGACAAAGAGAGUCAGGAUCGUGUAGUUGUUGUCUCAAACAAGAGGAAGAAGCUAAUCAGAUACAACGAAAGGUCGCCGUAAGAAAUCUGUCGUUAGCCGUUGAACCAGGAGAAGUAUUCGGUUUAUUAGGUCAUAACGGCGCUGGUAAAACUACAACAAUGAAGAUCAUCAUAGCAGAAGAAGCGGCCACUCGAGGUAGGGUGCAGAUCGGUGGUCAUAACAUUAAUUCCAAUAUGGCAGAAGCUUUCAGACAGAUGGGAUAUUGCCCUCAACACGAUGCUCAGUGGAAAAACAUUACGGUUAGAGAACAUUUAGAAUGUUACGCUGCGAUACGUGGCGUACCGUGGGGAGACAUCGGCAGAAUCGUGGACUUAUAUCUUACUGGUUUACAAAUUCAUGAGCACGCCGAUAAGCAGACUCAAGAAUGUUCGGGUGGAACUAGGAGGAAGCUUAGUUUUGCCAUGGCGAUGAUCGGAGGUCCAAAAGUUGUUCUAAUGGAUGAACCUAGUACGGGAAUGGAUCCUAGGUCGAAAAGGUUUUUAUGGGAUACAAUUCUCGCCAGUUUUCAGGGUGGUAGAGGAGCAAUUUUAACGACCCAUUCGAUGGAAGAAGCUGAUGCUUUGUGUUCUAGAGUGGGUAUAAUGGUGAAAGGAGAAUUGAGGUGUAUUGGUUCUACCCAACAUCUGAAAAAUCUCUAUGGUGCUGGCUACACCCUUGAGAUGAAACUCUUAGGCGGCGAUUGUACGCCGACAACACCUUCGGGUGACAGGAUUACGGGUUUGAAAGAAUUUGUUUCCAGUCUCUUUCCAGAUGCAAGUCUGGAAGAAAGCUUCGCUGACAGAUUAGUUUUCGGCGUUCCCCAACACGCAGUCAACUCGCUGGCCGAGUGCUUUAUGCAGUUGGAGAAGGCCAAACUCGAGUUGGAUAUCGAAGAGUACAGCUUCAGCCAAACCACUCUGGAGCAGGUUUUUCUCAAAUUUUCUCACUAUGACGAAACUAACUCGGGAGAAUGAUAACUCGUAAAGAGGAAUGUGUUUGUUCUUAUGUGUUGCAUAGUGAUAUAAUCGUGGAACUGUUCAAGUCGUGCGAAAAGUGUGAUAAAAUGUUCUUCUCUUUGAGAAAAGUGAUUUGUUCUGUAGUGUUCUGACGCGAAUACUAUCCAGAACCGCGAAGACAGGAACGUUCUUUGGAUUCUAAAUAUCGAGAACAUUAUAAUAGUUGCAAACAAGAUUUCACAUUAUCAUUCGAUGCAGACUUUGAAGUUAAGUAUUCCUGUUUUAAUUCUGACGAUCCUGUAAGUGAAAAAUGUCGUAAUACUUACGAUACACAUCGAUCGACCUAAUACAGAAAAAGAAGAAUUAGAUGGUAUACCCUUUUUUUUAUGCUGAUAUUGUUCCGCGCUGUUAUGUUCAUCAGAGAGUUACAGUGACUUCCUGGUGAGUGUAAUAAAUAAACAGACGUGUAAAAUUGA
Molecule: messenger RNA, 6475 nt
Organism: Hylaeus anthracinus
Lineage: Eukaryota; Metazoa; Arthropoda; Insecta; Hymenoptera; Colletidae
Product: cholesterol transporter ABCA5-like
Exons: 26
Coding region: 861-6017 (1718 amino acids)
Biological process (GO): transmembrane transport; lipid transport
Cellular component (GO): intracellular membrane-bounded organelle; membrane
Molecular function (GO): ABC-type transporter activity; lipid carrier activity; ATP hydrolysis activity
Source: RefSeq, a predicted model, not a curated record